AUGGAAAGAGGGUUGGGCGGGCUCGGGCCGGGGCCUGAGGGGAUUUCACUGGCGGCGGUUGGAGUCGGGGACUGCGUGAAGCUUCACUGGAAGCUACUGUGUUUUAUAGGAGAAGCACAUUCUUCAGAAAUGGACAAGAUAUAUUCAGACCCUAACAUGGAAAUUGAUAAUACAGAGCACAUCAGAGGGAAGCGACUGUCCUCUAUUUUAAAGGCUCCACGAAAUCCUCUUGAUGAUCUGGCAAAUGGGAAUGAAUUGACGCAGGAUCUCAAUACAGAAAAACGUAAGAAAAACUCUCGCCGUGUCAGCUUUGCGAACACCAUAAACUGCCGAGUCUUCCAGCGAGAUCUUAAGAAUAACACGGCAGAAAGAGAAAAUACAGAGUGUGCAGCAGAUACGAGGAAUGAUGUCCUGCUUAAUCAAAAUGAAGAACCUGAAGCUGUUCCGUGUGAGAUCACUGGGAUGAACACUUUGCUUCAUGCCCCUAUCCAGGCACUGGUGCAGCAGACCGAGUGGCCUGAUGCAGACAACACCAUUCAAAGAACAAAUAGGCAUGACACCACCCUCAUCUUUUCAGAUGAAAAUGAAAUGGAUAUGACAGCUAGUCACACUGCAGUGAUUACACGUAACCUGAAAAACAAUCAAGCUGACAAAACUGAGAAAAUAGAUAUCACAUCGUUUCUGGCUGAGUUAAACUCUAACAAUGGAAAGGCAGAAAUGAGCAAAGAAUUUCAUUUUUUCCCUGACCCUACAAACCAUACGUGCCCAUCUUUUGAACAGAAGAAAGAUGCUAUGACUGUAAAAAAAAUAGAUUUCAAUGAAUUUUUGAUGAGCCUGAAGUCAAACGAAAAGGCACUUAAUCCUGUUGAGGGACCUGAAAAAGAGAAUGUUUUCUUUGGCCCUUCACAAGUCUCAGAAGACAUGGCACAGUCGUCAAUGGAAUUUGUAUAUUCUCAUGAACCAGCGGACACCUGCAAUGUAACAAAAGUCUUUAGAGGGCAAGAGGAUGGGAUGGAAAUGACAAAAUGCCAGACGUCUGAUGUCAAAGCUAUGUUUUCUGGUAUUUGUGAAGCUCCACCAGAGCAAUUCCUGCAUGCAGAUGUUACUGAGGCAUUUGUAGAUGAUGGAAUGGAUAUGACAACCAGUCACACUGUAAAAAUGUCUUUUCCCUUCUCUGAUGUCAGAAAUCAAAGUCUGAACUUCAGAAAGGAUUUACCAUCCACAGAGUUAGACAAUUCUGUGGUAAAGAGAGCAUCUAACCAGCACUUAAUUGUUCAGCAUGACCCUCAACUUUGUACAGACAAAAAGCUAGUAAAUGUUGAAGACAGACAAGAACCUCCAGUGCCGCGGACUGUUAAGCAAGAGACCAGAACCAUGUCUGCCAUCCCAGGGUCCAUUUCUUCCGAGACUGUCUUCCGAGGUGAUAAAACUGUUGUUUUUUCUAAAUGUGAUGACAUGGAAAUUACUGACAAUUAUACACAUGUAAUCUAUAAUGACAGUACCAAAGAAAUGAACAGUUCAUGUCAUAAAACUUUUGAAAAGCCAGUAAAUACAAACUCUUUGCUAGCAGAAAACAGACAUCUGACACAUGGUGGUAGGGAUGUUACAAAGAGUCUAACAGCUUCAGAUAAUCAAGCUGUGUCGUAUAAAAAUAAUGCACUUGAACUAUCUUUGGGCUCAGAUGAACAAAUGGAAAAGGUGACCCAAGAUCCUGAGACUACUUCAGUGAACGUUGGGUUUGAUUCAUGUACAAAUUCAGGGGCUGCUGGUGUUUCCAUGAGUAGACUUCAGCACAGACCAGCCAACUCUCAACUUGUUUCUCUGCCAGGUGAGAGGAUGGUAAUAUUCUCUGGAGAAGAUACGAACUUGACUAAAACCUGUGUUGUCAGGGGUGAUGGAAAGAACAUUGAAAAUGAAUCUCCUGCUGGAGUGUUCACCUCUGCCCCCUGCAAACCUCACCUUCUUGAUAACAGAUCUACACCUCCCAGCUGGAAUGAACAGGCAGAAAUGGAAAUAACUAAAUGCCAUGCUGUUGUCACUGAUGAUCAAAGCGAUGGGAUAACUGCAGAAGCAAAACAAAUGCAUUGUAAAAUAAUUCAGAGAAAGAACCAGAACAAAAAUGUCAGUGAAGGUGCAAAUUCUUUAGAUAUGGACAAGGAAAAUCUGGAUGUGAUCACUAUCAAUGGGAAUAUUAAAAGAAACCAGACAAUAGAAAUUAAUACUGAAGAUGUUGAAGUGAGAAUGGUUGAUAAGAACCUUGGAAAAACAAACUUCCAAGCAAGCAGUCCAAGUUCCUGUGCAAAGAGUGUGUGUUCACUACAGGAGCAAAAGAGAGAAGUCCCUGAAAAUACUGUCACCGACACCUGUGCAUUCAUCUCUUUGCAAAAUCAAAAAGUUGGUAUGUCUCAGCCUUUGGGAAAAAUGCUUCCAGAUGCUGCAGUUUGCACAAAUGACAAAGAGGACAUGUUUUCAGAUGAUGAAAACAUGGAUAUAACCAAAAUUCAUGCUACUGCUUUUGAUGUUGCUCCUGUUAAUACAAUACAGGAAUAUGAGAAUAAUCAUAAUGAAAAUAAUACAAUAUCCAAGCAGCUGCAAAACCAGACCUUUCAGUUUUCUGGUAGUUCUGCUGUAGAUAUCGCAAGUCAGACUGCAGCAAUAAAAUGUGAGGACUUGAACACAAAUAAGCAAGCUGCUACACCUUUGGCUCCAAAUAGUUCAUUUAUUUCCGGUAAUGAGCCUGCUCCCUCUGGAAUAAAAGGAAACGAACAACUUGGAACAGUAUUAGGAAGAAAUGCAGACUGCCAGAACUCAGAGAAGCAAGAGAAAACCCACACUGUGAAGGCAGUAACCAAAGUAUUGCCAAUUCAAGUAGAUUCUGAGAGACAUUUUUCAAUUGGUAAAACAGUUUAUUCAGAAGAAGAUUUGAAAAGUUCUCACUCACUCGAUGGCCUGCACGUGAGGGGUGCUGGAGAGUCAUUACUCACCAGGACAUCUGAACCACCUGAGGGAAGUUCCCAAUUGCCUUUGUUUUCAGAAAAGUCAGUUGUAUUUCCCUCUGGUGAGAACAUGGACUUGACUGGAAACUGUGCGGGAAUGGUUCCCAAUUACAACAUCAGUGCUGUUUCAUCAGAAAGAAAAGCCAUACCUGGAUACCUUGUUCAAGAUGAAAAUAAAAUAAUGCCCUUAAAAGGGGUCAUGAUGACAAGAAAUAGUCAGGAGCAGUCUCUCUGCCGUGUGUACUCCUUGGCAUCUGGCAAGAAAAUGUUCACCACAAGUGCUUUAAAAUGUCUGCCUCUUGCAGAUGAGCAAACUACUAUCUUUUCAGAAGAUGCUGAUAUGGACAUCACCAGAAGUCAUACAGUCUCAGCAGACAAAGUAAUUUUGCAGCAUAAAAGUUCAAAUGAUGACACAUGCUUCAUUUCUGGAGAUAAAACUUGUGUUUUUACCUACAAUGAUGACAUGGAAAUAAGUAGACUUGAUACUGUUAUAAUUGAUAAAUGUAUGGAAAAGGUUGCAUCUCAGGGGAUGCUUAACAUGGCUAAGAGGACUGGAAGGAAAAGCUUGAAGGAAACAACAGGGGAAAAGACUGUUUUAUUCUCACUGAGUGAUGAGAAUAAUGACAUGGAGAUCACAAAGAGCCAUACGGCUACAAUAGGCCAUGAAGUUGUCUCACAGAAUGAGGAUGGGCUUUGUUCUCCAUGUCAUCCUGUUAAAACUGUUACGUUCACAAGUAGCCAGGCUGACGUGGAGAUCACCAAGUCUUGCUCUGCUGAUAAAAUAACCGUCAAAAUUGUAUGUGAUGAUAAACCAAACUUGAGUAAAGAAGUUGGACAGCAAGUGCUUUCCAAUAGUGAAGCUACAGUGUUUGCUGUGGAUGAUAUUGACAUCACCAGAACCCGUAAUGGAGCUUUGGAAGAAAAUCCUCUGCAAGGAGGGCGACCCAAUCCAUCCAUUCCUUUAAAUUCCACCAUUAUGUUUACGAGUUACCAGGCUGACAUGGAAAUGACUGGUGGAUUAAACCCGGCUGCUUCAGGUAGCAAAACCAUCAUUUUUACUUCAGCUGAGGAGAUGGAGAUCACUGCAACUCCUACAGCUGUAUUAAGUGGGGAAAUGAAUGUACAGGCCGGAGAGUCCAUUCCAGCCAUUUCUGCAGCUCCUGCUGAUAAAACCAUUGUGUUUAUGCACAACCAAGAUGAUAUGGAAAUAACUGCAUCCCAUACUAUUGCUCUUAAUAACAAUAUUAAUGGCUUUGAGAACGAGGAACUGUCACAUAAAAGGACUCAGCAACCAGACUUGCAUAGUGUGUUGUUGUCUUCUUGCAGAGAUGAAGAAGAUUCCUCAUGUACAAAAGACCUGAGUGGUGAAUAUCAUGCAAAAUCUGAGGAUAAGCCCAGCCUUACCUCUGCUUCGUCAGCCUCAGAGUCUCCUAUUGAGCAAGGAGCUAUCAAAGUCCCCAGUAGCACAACACCAGAUUCUGUUUAUUCUGUCUCCCUUCCAGAAGAGACUGUGGAUGUGCGGGCACUACAGGAUCUUGACCUUCCCACGGAUAAUUCUGUCCCUGUAAACAGUCAGCAGGAUCUAAUACCUCCAGAAAACCUCAAAUCAAAGGGAGAAUCUUUCAAGCUUCCAAGUAAUGAGCCUAUGGGUCGCAGUGAAGAAAGUGGUGAUUUGGUACCCCAUGUUUCACUUCCCAUCCAGCAGUCAGAUUCUUUGGAGGGUUCUCCAUAUGCAUGUAGUACUCAGAGAAACCAAGUAUUGAAGGAUGAUUCAUCUAGACAUGAAGAUUUAGCUACAGAUUUAGGCUUAGCUGGAGCAGGCCUUGUUCCAGUUUCUAACAAGGAAUCAAAGGAGAAUGAAGGGCUGUCAGCUGAAGGGGAGACACCUCCAAAAGACUUUGAUAUAAACUCUGAACAAAUUAAGCCACCUUUGGUCAGUCCAAGAGACCACAUAGGUCCCACUCUUGCACCUGAAUUAUCAGGUAUUUUAAAUGUUUGUUCAAAACUGAAAAAUAUUAGAAGGAAAUCUACAGUUCUCUCUGUUUCUGAAACUGCUUUUUCUGAUGAAUUGCCCAAAACAUCAACUCAGUCAGAGGAUAGCUUCACGUUAGGAAAAGAUACUGUAAAUGAACCAAAUAAUUUAUUUUAUACCAAAGAGCAGGAGAACACAUGUCUUGAAUCUGGAGCUGCUCCCAUAGAUGUGAAUUUAGGCAUGGCACUGAAGGAUAAAUAUCUAGGAAUAAAUGUCCCUCUAGGUAUAUUCCAGCCUAAAUUACCAAACAGAAGAAAUCCUUCAGUUUCUAGUAUACAAGACAUAAAUGCAAAGUCUUCAGACAAAGGAGAAGCACCAGUUUCAGAAGUAACUGUAAAAGCUGGUGAAACCCCAGAUAAGAACAGGCCUAGUAGGCAGAACUUUAGUCCUUCUCAGUUUAUAGCAGAAGAAUUUCUUCCUGUCUGCCUAGAAGAAAUGGAUUCAAAUGAAUCUGUAAGCUCGGAACUCAUGGAAAAUGCUUGCCAUGAGAUAAGCGAAAAACAAGUCUCCCACACUGAAAAGAAUCCAUUUGAAGAGACAAGAACUUGCAACACAAAAAGAGCUUUGGAACAAGAUGAAGAGGGUCUUCAAAGUCCAAAGAAGGUCAAGAGGGAUGGAAACUUGGGUGGCGAGGCCUCUCAAGACUUGCAGGUUAUUUUUGGUGCUGUGUCUCAAAGCCAAGAAGAAGUUCAUGAAGCUGAAGAUCCUCCAAAUCUCUCAGCUAAAAGCCCUGAGUGUACUCAUGCCAGCACCAGCAGCUCUCUGGACUCUGUUAAGGCUGACACAGAACUAACAAUUCAGCGAAGCAGUCAGAUGGAGUCUCAGCUUCUCACAGACAGCAUUUGUGAAGAUAAUUUACGGGAGAAAUUUCAGAAUGGUACUAUCACAGUUGGGGAGUUUUUUACGCUUCUUCAAGUCCAUGUUCCGAUUCAGAAGCCCCGCCAUAGCCAUCUUCCAGCCACUUGUGCAGCCAGUGCACCACUUACUCCAGAAGACCUCAUGUACAACCAAUAUGUUUAUCGUCCCAAGCUGCGUAUUUAUGAAGAAGAUUGUCAGGCCCUUUCUCAGAUGAUAGAGGAGUUAAAACCUUAUGCAAAUGUCCAGGAUCAACUCUUGGUGAAUGUGAAUAAGAGUCUGUGGGAAGUAAUGAGAACCUGCUCUGAUGAAGAGCUGAAGAACUUUGGAGCAGAGUUGAACAAAAUGAAAUCCUAUUUCAUCAAGGAGAGUAAAAUCUUGGCUCACAAUGAGAAAGCGAUACUGUACAGCAAAUUGCUGCAAAGCGCACAGGAGCAACAUAGAAAGCUACAGUCCCAAAUGGAAGAGAUGGAUGAAUUGCUGAAGGAGGCAGAGAGCUGUCUUGUUGCUCUGGAAGCAGAUUCUGACUGGGAAGAACCAGAAGAAGACUUCAGUGAUGAAAUCGUAGAAGGGAAGAACCUAGAGGAAGAAUUGGAAAGCCUCAAAGGCCAAGGAGAGGCACUUCAAAGAAAACUGUCAGAUGUGGAGGCUCAGAAUGAGCAAAUGCUUGUCCAGAUGAACCAGCUAAAGGAAGAAGAAAAAAGCUGCCAGGAACACUUGGAGAAAUAUGACUUCACUGAGUGGGAGAUUACUGAAUGGUGUGAACAGCAGGCAGUCUUUAGUUUUCUUUAUGAUUCUAUUGAACUCACAGUGGUGUUGGGACCCCCAAUAGAUGGUGAUGUUUUUGGUAAAGAUCCUUCCAGAAAGAUAGUUAGCCUGAACUUUGAAUCUCUCUUGGAUGAGGAAAAAGCUCCACCCUCCUCAUGUUUAGUCCAAAGACUCAUCUUCCAGUUUAUUGAAAGUCAGGGAUGCUGGCAGGAAAAGUGUCCCACACUGUACUACUUGCCCCAGGUUCUUCAUGACAUCUCUUUGGUGGUGCGUCACUGCAGGAUUUUAGGAGAGGAGAUUGAAUUCCUGGAGAGAUGGGGUGGAAAAUUUAAUCUUCUGAAGACAGCUAUUAGUGACACAAAAGUGAAGCUUUUGUUCUCUGCUUCUGCAGUUUUUGCAAAGUUUGAGGUGACCCUGUCACUAUCAGCCAACUACCCAUCUGCUUCACUGCCUUUUACUCUCCAAAACCAAAUUGGGAAUAUUGGGGAGGAGGAAGUUUCUGCUGUUCUCUCCAGUGUACCAGUUGGUUACCACUAUCUGCGAAGAAUAGUCAGCUUGAUUCAUCAAAAUUUGCUCCAGCAUCCCAGAUGAUUCUCUAGAUCCACAUGCAGGACUGAAGAAGUUGGACUGGACACUCUUUGAUUUUAGUCUUGUAAGAAUUCGAGCUGCCUUUCACCAGAACGGGAGUGCUGUUAGCUGCACAGCUCUUUAGUAACUGUGUCUAAUACUUGCCUGACAUCCAGGAUGCUUGGUGUAGGCCACAAGUUUGUACAAAACCAGAGGUGUCUAAAGAGGAGAAGGAAGAAUUUAUUUUGUCUUUUAUAAAUCCAGUCUGCCUUUUAUCUUGUUUCAGUCACUGGUGGUCUUGGCCUCCUUGUAUAUGUAGUCCUUCCUAGUAUGGAUAUUCUUCUGACAUAGCAUGUUAGUUUUGUUCUGGGUUGAUUUACAGAGCUCUUGUAUAAAGCAAUAAUGAAUAUUUUCUAAAUUAACAUGACUGGAAUUUACUUUCGCUAUCAUUACUUCCCUACUGUGUAUCAUUUCACGUAUCACAUCGCGUUUGAUUUUUAGCAGUUUCCUGGAACCCUUCCCAAAACACAGAAACUGUAGUCCUCCUUCCGAUUAACCAGACAACCUGUAAUAAUUAACCAGGUCGCCAAAGUCAGAAAUACUUGAAGACUAAAGAUCCCUGUGCUUGGCAACAGACUCAGAGCCAUCAGGUUCCCUCUGUGAUCCUCUCCAGCCACAAGUUUGUUCUGAGAUUCAGUGGCUGUCCAGCACCACCUGCCCCGCGGUUCUGGGACCCUGUCGGAGUGUGUAAUGUGUUUAGAACUUUAGCAAGGAGACUGAGCCAUUUACAUGUAGAAGGAAUGGGUAAUAUCGUUGGUGCAGUCUAGAUUGCUUUUGUAUAUAUUUUGUAUAUUAUGUAGGUUGACCUUUGGAACUGAUUAAACUCCGACUGAGUGUAUCGUGUAGAAGUGCCUCCUGUCUCUCAGCUGGCCAUUCUGUAGGCAGAUGCAAAUUUUUGUAUCUGUAAAAUAUGUUGAAUUUAGAACUCUUUUCAUGUGUUUGAGUACUUACAUAUUUUUGUCUUUUUACAAGUUUUCCUUCUAUUUGGA
Molecule: messenger RNA, 8267 nt
Organism: Athene cunicularia (burrowing owl)
Lineage: Eukaryota; Metazoa; Chordata; Aves; Strigiformes; Strigidae
Gene: KNL1
Product: kinetochore scaffold 1
Exons: 26
Coding region: 1-7242 (2413 amino acids)
Biological process (GO): protein localization to kinetochore; cell division; attachment of spindle microtubules to kinetochore
Cellular component (GO): nucleus
Source: RefSeq, a predicted model, not a curated record